AUGUCGCUCGAAGACUCCUCCAAGUCCCGGUCGGACUACAUCGAAAAGACCGAAUUGGGGGAUCUGACCACUGAGGUGCCUGGAAGUAACCUUUCGGAGUCGCACAAGACAUACCUGCUGCAGCGACAUGGCACGUUGGAUCUCGAUCCAGUCCCUAGUAUGGACCCUGCGGAUCCGUACAAUUGGCCGCUCCUCAAGAAAAUCAUCAAUCUCCUCUUAGUCGCCUUCCACGCCUGUAUGGGCACUUUUACCGCGGCAGCCGUGAUCCCAGCCUACGAAGAAAUUGCCGAAGACGUGGGUGUCUCUCUGCAGCGAACAAGCUAUCUGACCUCUCUCCAAAUCGCUAUCCUAGGUGGUGCACCGCUAUUCUGGAAGCCGCUUUCCCAGCGUUACGGACGCCGUCCUAUUUUCCUCCUCUCGUUAAUCCUCAGCUGCGUCUGCAAUAUUGGCUGUGCCAAGAGCCCGGACUAUGCGUCCAUGGCGGCAUGUCGUGCCCUGGUGGCCUUCUUCAUCUCCCCGGCCAUGGCGAUCGGCAGUGCUGUUGUCACGGAGACAUUCUUCAAGCGCGAAAGAGCGCAAUACAUGGGUAUCUGGGCGGUGAUGGUGACCCUGGGAGUGCCUGUGGGGCCUCUCAUCUUUGGUUUCGUGGCUCAACGCGUGGGAUAUCAAUGGAUUUACUGGACUCUGGCGAUUACCAACGCCGUCCAAUUCAUCCUCUACAUCUUCUUCGGCCCCGAAACACGAUACAUCGGCACCGACAUGCACUCCUCCUCGGCCUUCAAGCAUCAAUAUCUCAGCAUUCGACGCAUCGACCCUACCCCCUUCAAACUCGCCGAGUUUUACCAUCCCCUCACUCUCAUCACUAACAUUCCCGUCCUCAUCGCCUCUGCCGCCUACGCCAUGGUCUUCCUCUUCGCGUCCGUCAUGAACUCUGUCGAGGUGCCCCAGCUGCUCCAGUCGAAAUUCGAGCUCAACGCCGAACAACUGGGUUUACAAUUCCUGGGUCUCAUCAUCGGUUCUCUGCUGGGUGAACAGCUGGGUGGUGUUCUGUCAGACACUUGGAUGAAUCUCCGCGCCAAACGAACCGGUCACAAGCCCGAGCCCGAGUACCGUCUCUGGCUCAGCUAUAUUGGCUACCUGUUGACUAUUGCGGGUGUGGUAGUGUUCUUAGUCUGCACGGAGAACGCACAGACUGGGAAAUGGAACGUCCGUCCGAUUAUUGGCACGGGGAUUGGCGCGUUCGGCAACCAGGUCGUCACUACGGUGUUGAUCACAUACGCGGUGGAUUCGUAUCCGGCCGAUUCGGGGAGCGUGGGUGUAUUCAUUAACUUUAUCCGGUCUACUUGGGGGUUCAUUGGGCCGUUCUGGUUCCCCGAUAUGUUCGAUACCGUGGGCAUCGCCAAGAGUUCCGGUGUCGUGACGGCGUUGCUGAUGGGCGUGAGCUUUAUCCCGACGGUGAUCUUGCAGUGGCGGGGGCAGAAAUGGAGGAAUACUUAG
This is a messenger RNA of Aspergillus welwitschiae, 1497 nucleotides long. RefSeq names its product putative MFS multidrug transporter. The coding region runs from base 1 to 1497 and encodes 498 amino acids. The transcript has 4 exons. Gene Ontology annotation, molecular function: transmembrane transporter activity. Lineage: Eukaryota; Fungi; Ascomycota; Eurotiomycetes; Eurotiales; Aspergillaceae. The record is from RefSeq and is a predicted model, not a curated record. Gene Ontology annotation, biological process: transmembrane transport.